This is a messenger RNA of Suillus paluster, 963 nucleotides long. RefSeq lists its product as uncharacterized. The transcript has 3 exons. The record is from RefSeq and is a predicted model, not a curated record. The coding region runs from base 1 to 963 and encodes 320 amino acids. NCBI's taxonomy places the organism in Eukaryota, Fungi, Basidiomycota, Agaricomycetes, Boletales, Suillaceae.
AUGAACUUGAGGUGUACGACGUUGACCGUUGACAGGUGCACUCCUCGUGACCGUUUCGCGAGAGUCGCCCAGAUAUCGUUCCCAACAUCUAUCAGGACAAGCAUUGACGAUUCAUGCCUUGACUCCCCCCUCUCCCCGUUCUACUCUCCCACCGGAGAGUCCUUUGCUCGCCCCCGAGCGAGUUCGGAGGCGUUCAGAGGACCACAUUCGCCAAUCCACAAUACUCGCUUCGCAUGCCUAUUCCCAGAUUACCGCUACGAUCACCCUGACCCCCCACGCUCACCGACGCCUAUCGAUUCCUUCCACCCGCCGAGUCCGCCUAUGCACGCUUUGAAAGCUCUCGUAUAUACUUCACACGAGCCGCCAAGCCCUGCACUUACCUCGGAUCUCUCGAGUCCUACUGUCGCCGAUCCUGUCCCGGUGACCCCAGGAUUUGAACCAUCGCACCCUAUAUGGAUUUUUGACAGCUCGUUACGCGAAGUAGACUUUGACGUUACCUGUCUAAACGCUCUAGACGAACAGCUUCUGCACGCUCCAAAGGACUGCUUCUUGGAUAUCUGUUGGGCAGAAGCUGUGUAUGACGAGGAUGAGGAUGAAGAAUUGCAUCCCGAGCUGAUGGAGAAGCCCUGGGUGAGGCAAUCCCAACCAGAAAGGGCAACCGAUUCGGAACAGAUGCGCCCAGAUCCUAUCAUGAUGCGGGUGGAACGCAAACCUUCGUUCCUUCCUUCCCCUGAAUCAUACGCGGCACAAACUCCCCAGCGCGUGAUGUUUGCGGCGUCUGAGUCACGUAUGUUGUACCAGAACGCGAAUCACUCGGUGCACUUCUUCCCCGUGCCGCAGCAACGCGACUCCCGCCGCAAAUAUAUGGCAGAGGACCCGCCUGAUAUUCGUUCCGGGAAGCUCAAGCUCUUCUCGGACGCAUACGACACGCUCACUGGACGGCGGCGUACUACAUCCAACUAG